AUGGCGCAGGCCUCAGGGGACUAUAGUUGUCGAUAUCAAUUUGAAUGCAAAGGGCAGCAUGAUGGAGAUCGGCUGGCAAAGAUAAAGGAUCGUUACACUGCUGAACAGAUACAGACUCGACCGACACCAGAUUUGUCUAUCUUAGAACGACAAAUCGGUAUGGAAAGAUACGACCCAUUGGUGACAUCGAGAAACGAGAAAAAGCAUUACUACCCAAAUUAUGGUUAUGAGCCAUAUUGGGCUGACGGUGAAUUCAUGAUCAAGCACCCUGAUUAUGACCUAAAACCUGGCCAAAGCACCACAAAGAUGCCGCUUGUUUGUGGAGAGGAGUGCGGUUACAUUUUCUUAAGGGUAAGACAUUUGUGUGCAAGCAAGAGUACUAUAUACUGGCUGCCGUAUUGUUACGGUACUAGUUGCUACGGUCACAUUGUCCCCGAUCUCACGAAAGAGUACAGGGAUUUCAACUCCUACUGUGAGCUACUGAACGCGAAUUGCAGGCUAUCUCCCACAGAACAUAUAUCCACUAUUCAAGCUAUCAAUGCUGAUGUGGCAAGUUAA
Molecule: messenger RNA, 558 nt
Organism: Diatraea saccharalis (sugarcane borer)
Lineage: Eukaryota; Metazoa; Arthropoda; Insecta; Lepidoptera; Crambidae
Source: the annotation of a GenBank genome assembly